GCUUUUCCUGGCAGUAAUGGCGGCGCCGGUACGGAGGUUGGUCGGCGGCGCAUAUUCUUAUGGACUGCUUGUGUUUCGGUGCCCGAACUUUUUAGUUUCUCGCGGUUUAGUAUCUUCGACUAAAGGAGUGGUGUCGCCAUGGCGGCUGCACGGAGCCGUGUGCUUGAAAAGGCCGACGGUAGUUUCGCAGCUAAAGAGUCCCCAGCAGCAGGAAGUGGAAGACAUGCUGCAGCAGAUGGAGUUGGAGAGCAGCUUGUAUUCAGACCAUGAGAUCCGACUUAUGGAGGAUACAGCACGUCUUCGCAGAAAGCAGUCCGAUCAUUAUGAUUCAGAUGAAGAAGAUGAUAAAGAAAUUGUAUUAGCUCAAGAUCUUGAGGAUAUGUGGGAACAAAAAAGCAGGCAGUUUAGACUUGCACCACGAAUAACAGAAGCAGAUAAAAAGAAUGACAAGUCUACCAUAAACAGGAAAUUAGCGAAUAAUCUUGUGCUGUUGGUAAAAGAGAAGAUUGGCAAGGAAGAAAUCUGGAUGUUUCCACAGAUGGAAUGGCAGUUUGGGGAGACAAUGAGAAAAACAGCUGAGAGGGCUUUGACUUCUCUAUCAGAUAAUCAUAUUCCAGCCCAUUUUCUUGGAAAUGCUCCAUGUGGCUUUUACAAGUACAAAUUCCCCAAGCUUUUGAGAGCAGAGGAUGUGGUGGGAGCCAAAGUGUUUUUCUUCAAAGCUUUGCUUAAAAGUGGUGACUUUACCUUCAACAAGAAACAAGGAGAGUAUGUCUGGGUUGCUAAGGAAGAGCUCAAGGACUAUUUAAAACCAGCAUAUCUCUCACAAGUGAACAGAUUUGUGAUAGAACUGUGACAAUUCUGUAAAUAUAGUUAAUAAAUGUUUGAAUUCUGUUUGCCUCCUUUGGACUUAUAAUUUUGCAUUGGUUGCCUCGUAGAGUCUGCACAGUUAGCAAUCUAGAGUUUCUUAUCUAAAGUGUUACAAAGAUAAACCUUGUUAGUUGUCUAUAGAAUAUGGACAUUUGGUAUAUGCUUUAGCACCAAAAUACAACAUAGUAAAAUGGUGCAAAUGUGACUUAAGUAGAAUCCCUCAUGAAAUUGCUGUUUACCAUAUUUAAGAUUCCAAUACUGUUCAAUGUCAUCUUUAUAGACACAUGGAGGCAGAUUUAUUAAAAAUUUAAUUUUUAUUUAUUUUUUUUUAAUUCGAAUAAACUCAUUUCCAC
Molecule: messenger RNA, 1220 nt
Organism: Xenopus tropicalis (tropical clawed frog)
Lineage: Eukaryota; Metazoa; Chordata; Amphibia; Anura; Pipidae
Gene: mrpl46
Product: mitochondrial ribosomal protein L46
Cellular component (GO): mitochondrion
Molecular function (GO): structural constituent of ribosome
Source: RefSeq, marked provisional